Messenger RNA from Impatiens glandulifera, 1950 nucleotides. RefSeq names its product probable inactive receptor kinase At2g26730. The record is from RefSeq and is a predicted model, not a curated record. Gene Ontology annotation, molecular function: protein binding; protein kinase activity; ATP binding. Gene Ontology annotation, biological process: protein phosphorylation. The transcript has 3 exons. NCBI's taxonomy places the organism in Eukaryota, Viridiplantae, Streptophyta, Magnoliopsida, Ericales, Balsaminaceae. The coding region runs from base 1 to 1950 and encodes 649 amino acids.
AUGGCAGCAAAGCGGAGAGUUGUUUAUUAUCAUCGAGCUGUGUUAUUCACAAUAACAUGGAUGUCUCUGCUACAAAAUCACCACGUAGUUCACUCCGCCGAUACGUCGCCGGACAAGGAAAAGAUCGCCCUUAACAUUCUCUUCCAAAAGUCGAUGAAAAUGGAAGAACUUAAUUGGAAUCCUAACACAUCUACCGCAUGUUCUUGGCCUGGAGUCACCUGCGACAACAAUAAUCGCGUCAAAUAUCUCCGCCUCCCCGGAAAAGCUUUCAUUGGUCAGAUCCCAGAAAAUACAAUCGGUUUAUUGACUAAACUUCGAGAACUCAGUCUCCGGUUUAAUAAGUUCUCAGGCCAACUUCCAUCGGACUUUUCAAACCUAACCCUGCUCCGGUCCCUAAACCUUCAUAACAACACCUUUUCUGGUCAUUUCCCUCUUGUCAUCACUAAGUUAACGAACUUACAAACGUUAGAUAUCUCAGCAAACAGAUUUUCCGGCAAUAUUCCUUGCGCCAUCCAAGAUAUGCCCCUUCUCAAACGAUUACGUCUUGAAAACAAUAGGUUUACAGGUAAUCUUCCAGGACUUCACUUCCUUAGAUCGGUUAAUUUCAGCGUGGCAAACAACAACAUCACUGGGUCCGUUCCCACAACCCUUUCCAAGUUACCCUUGGAGGCGUUCGCCGGAAACCCUCUUCUGUGUGGCGAGCCUCUAUCUUCGCCGUGCAUUUACAAGAUAAAUCAGUCUUAUUUCUCUAUCAGUGAAUACUGCUCUCCUUUAACCCCUCAACCGAUUCCGACACUCGCCAAAAUUGCAAUGCCCGGAGGAGGUGCUCUAUACCUUUUACUUUUUAUUAUAAUCCUCUUAUGCCCAGUUCGAAGGAAACAGCUUCCUCCUCCGUCGACCAGGGACCUGCAGGGAUCAAUGGGCUUUGAAGGAAAGAACAAACUGGUUAUCUUUCCAGAGAAUAAUCACCGGAGUGGUUCGUCAUGGGCUAAGGGACUUACAGCGGCAGACGUUAUGUCGGCGUCGGUGAUGGAUCCGCGGUUGGCAAAGGGUAAGAUUGGGACGUCGUACAAGGUGGAGUUGUUAGUGACAGACAGAGUGUUGGUGGUCAAGAACCUCAUGGAUCCGGAGGCGGUAGUCUCCGGCGAGCUAGAUUUUGCCGAUAAAAUGGAAUUCCUGGGAAAGAUUAGGCAUGACAACGUGAUGCCUCUGAGAGGAUAUUGUAUUUACAAAGAAGAAUAUUUGAUGAUCUACGAUUUCAUUCCUGGCGGUAGUUUGUAUGAUUGUCUUCACGGUAAUGGGUUUGAUUUGGAUUGGGAGAGCCGUAAGAGAAUAGCAUUGGGCGCAGCGAGAGGAUUAGCCCACCUGCACAAGGAGAAGAAACUGGUUCACGGGAACAUCAAAUCCUCAAACAUUCUUCUCCAUGGGGAAUACCCUGUUGCCCUUGACGCCUAUGUGGCGGACUUCGGCCUAACCGCCACUCCGCCAACAAGCUAUUAUGGCCCUGAAACAACAACAACUGUGGCCACCAAUAUUAAAAGCGAUGUUUAUGCAUUCGGCGUUCUCCUACUGGAACUCUUGACUGGAAAGUCCGCGGAUGAUAGGAAUCUUGUGCAGGAAAUGCAAUCAUCUGUCACUGCAGAAGGAGGGGCGAAUGAUGAUGAGAUUUUGGAUUCAAGAGUGAUGAUUCAAUAUGAUGAGAAGAAGAAGAUGAGCAUGGUUUGUCUGCUGCAGAUAGCAAAGCAGUGUACGCACGAAGUAGCAGAUGAGAGGCCGAAGAUGGAGAAGGUGGCUCGCAUGAUUGAGAAUAUUCAUGAUAUGAACAACAUGAACAGGGAGGAUGAGAUUGGAAAUGGGCUAGCUGGACCGGUUGAAGAGAUGAGUCAUGAGGUUUGUGAGGAUAGUUUGCUUCAUCCGGGCACACCUCCUCCUCCUGAUUUUACACCAUAA